UAGUGUGUCUGUAUUAUUGCUCCAUGUGAUGAGUGUCAUCUGCGACUUUGACAUUAAAGUCUCCUACCUUGUGCUUCCCACCACCAUUCCACACACUAAUUCAUCCCCACUAGCCCCACACACAUUUUUAUAAUUCUUUCUAAACUUGAGAUCCAAUUGAGGCUUUAAAAUCUUCAACAAAGCCUUGAUAAAAAGAAACCACUCAUAGAAUUCAGUACAUAUGGCUCCACUUGUAACUGAACACACUUGCAGCUUUUCUAAAGCACUUUUAGUACUAUGUUUUCUUUGUGUCUUAUUAGCUUCUUCAUUCAUUUCUGUUCAGAGUCAGAACAAUGCUUCAUCAACAAGAAGAAUAUUGGAGCUAGACAUUGAUGAUAAUGAUGAUUCUCCUCAACCAAUUAAGAAGAAAUCCAUUGAUGAUUCUCCACAUCCAAUCAAGAAGAAAUCCAACUUAAAUUCAUUUUCCAGUUCCAAGAAUCAAACCAAACUCAUCAAAUCCAUUACUGACUCUUCCAAGAACCAAACCAAAUUAACCAAGAUUUCUUCUUCUUCUUCCUAUGGUUUUGGAACAAUCAAGAACCAAACCAAGCUUGUAAAAACUAAACUUUCUUUGUCUGACUCAGUUUCUAGUUCAACCAAGAACAAAACCAAGCUCAUCAAGCCCACCCCAGAAGAGAAACUUGCACUAAAAUCCCAAUUGAAAAAACUCAAUUCCACUUCCACCAAGUCCUCAGAUCUAUCCAAAAUCACGCCCAAGAACAAAACAACCACCAUAAAAGACCUGAAUGAAUCCAAAUCCAAAAACCCAACAAAACCCCAAUCUUCUACAAACAAAAGUGCCAAGAAAGUGCCAACACAGAAGAAGGAUUCACAUUCACAGCCCAAUUGGCUAGAAAAUGAUGAGGACGACGACUUAAUCUCUGGUCUUAGUGACUUACCAUCCAAAUUCCAAGAAACCCUUUUACCAGAUUUAGAGAAAAUCUCAAAAACCUCAAAAAUCUACAUCAACAAAGCCAACAAAGAAAUCAGCAACAACUUCAAACCCAUUGUAGGCAACAAAUAUGCACCCACAAUAGCCUCAAUAAUCUCAUUUGCAUUCAUUUUAAUCCCUCUAAUUCUUGUUUCACUCAUUUUCAACAAAAUCAAAGCUUAUUUUUCACUCCAAAGGCUAUUAAUUUUCAUCCAAAUUUAUCUCUCAAUCUACUUCUCCAUUCUAUGCCUUUCCUCUUUACUCACUGGGUUAGAACCACUUAAGUUUUUCUACGCUACUUCGCAGUCCACCUACAUAUGCCUACAGCUCCUUCAAACUCUUUCUUACGUGUUGUACCUUUUGAUGCUAUUGAUGUACCUCGUCUUAGUAUUCUCUACUGAUACUGGGCCGGUUACGAAGAUGAUUGGGCUGACCCAAACACUUGUGGGCUUUGCUGUUGGGCUUCAUUAUUACAUGACGGUUUUUCAUAAGGCUGUAUUGCGUCAGCCUCCUAGGACUAGUUGGAGAAUUCAUGCUAUUUAUGCCACGUGUUUUCUUAUGAUUUGUCUGUUAACUAGAGCUGAAAGAAUGAAGAAAAGUUACUUAGAAGGUGGUGAAGAGGGUAAAAAGAGCUAGAAGUAUUUUUCUUUUCUUUUUUUUAAAAAUUAUAACUACUUAAUGAGCUAUGUUAGAAAGUGAAAAAAAAAAUAGAAGGAAAAAAACAUUGUUUCUUCUUUAGUGGAAUUUGUAAUUUAUGAGGAUUUUAUUAUUUUAAGUAAAUGAUGCAAUUAUAAUAACCUUUGUUU
Messenger RNA from Solanum dulcamara, 1776 nucleotides. RefSeq lists its product as uncharacterized. The record is from RefSeq and is a predicted model, not a curated record. NCBI's taxonomy places the organism in Eukaryota, Viridiplantae, Streptophyta, Magnoliopsida, Solanales, Solanaceae. The transcript has a single exon. The coding region runs from base 221 to 1606 and encodes 461 amino acids.